CCAAAGCGCCUUGAAAUGGAUCAGUAUAAAAGAGCGAAGGCCUUGUUGAGAAAGCAGUUCGUCCCUGCAGAACAACUAGACAAGUAUUGCAACAGAAAUUCUCUGUUCUAUUUUGACGUCUGUUCUUUAAAAACGAAAAUGAAGACGGAAUUGAUUUUACUACUAAUUCAUUUGGCGUCUCUUACAUUGGCUGCUGUUGUUCCAGCAGCCGAUAAUGAAGUCACCGCUGUAGUUAUCACUUCAACCGAAUCGGUUGAAUCCGCUGAAUCAAUCGAGUCGCUUGGAAGCAACGAUCCAAAAGUUAUUAGCGGUACGCAGAUAGAAAAUAAUAAAGAAAACGAGUCCGCUGAAUCCACCGAGUCCAUCGUGUCCGCUGAAACAACAGACUCACCUGUAUUAGACAACGAUAUCCUAAAAGCGUCUAAAGCAAGCGUUGCAGAGGCGGCGAUUAAUUCAGCACAUUAGUUGACUUGAUGACUUUACGACGUGGGAGUAACAUUAUUACCAUAGAAACAUUAUACUCAAUUCCAAGACGCCAAUCUUUGUAAUUUAUUGGCUAUUCCAAAUACUUCACUUAUACUAAAGCAAAAUUGUUGAGUGGAGAAAAAUAUAAAUUGUACCGAA
This is a messenger RNA of Daphnia pulex (common water flea), 624 nucleotides long. RefSeq lists its product as uncharacterized. The record is from RefSeq and is a predicted model, not a curated record. The coding region runs from base 16 to 465 and encodes 149 amino acids. NCBI's taxonomy places the organism in Eukaryota, Metazoa, Arthropoda, Branchiopoda, Diplostraca, Daphniidae. The transcript is spliced from 2 exons.